Molecule: messenger RNA, 2144 nt
Organism: Zingiber officinale
Lineage: Eukaryota; Viridiplantae; Streptophyta; Magnoliopsida; Zingiberales; Zingiberaceae
Product: type IV inositol polyphosphate 5-phosphatase 9-like
Exons: 7
Coding region: 936-1982 (348 amino acids)
Biological process (GO): phosphatidylinositol dephosphorylation
Molecular function (GO): phosphatidylinositol-4,5-bisphosphate 5-phosphatase activity; phosphatidylinositol-3,4,5-trisphosphate 5-phosphatase activity; inositol-polyphosphate 5-phosphatase activity
Source: RefSeq, a predicted model, not a curated record
GAGAAGAUGACACACUCCAACCAAUUAUACAUAAUUAUUAGAUCUAUUAAGAGUUAAAAAAAAUUCAUGGCUCUAAUUUUUUGGAGCCAUUAAUUUUGUUUUUCUAAGCCAUUUUUUUAUUAAAAAAAUUGAAUAGUUAGAAUACUUAAACAAUUCAAAAUAAAAAAUAGUAAAACUAGAGGUCACAAAGCUAAGAGAAUAUAUUCAAAACCAAGCAAGUGGGAAUAAAUAAAUUUAUAAUAAAAUUAUCAUUCUUAGCAUGAGACAAAAUAGAAAAUAUCUCACAUUAUUUAAUAUAUAAAUGUCAGAAUUCAGCCGUUGUUUCGCGGAUAGUCUUGACUUUAGCCUUCUUCUCCGAGCCCUUGUCCAUUGUAUAACUAAUGCUUGAAUGUCCUUCAACCCCUCCUUAUCAAGUGGGAGUAAAAUAAAUUCAUAAUAUAAUGAUGAUUAUUAUUAUACUAAUGAAAUCAUUAUCUCAUCCCUCUAAGACCCUUGUUCGAACAACUUAGAUCUAAGAACUUCUCAACUUUGCACAUUAACAGUUGAGUGUAUUUUUUUUUUAGUACUAAAGAUCUUCAAUCUAAUUAUAUAUGUUCUAAAACUCCACAUGGAAUCAAAUUAUCAUCAACUUGCAAAAUCAUUCAUUUUCUUUAUUGAACCCUUGUCUCCCCUAUCACCUCAACCUCCCCCAAACCUACUACCACAUCAUCAUCCUCAUCUCCCUCUCCUCCACAAAUUGAAUGAAGCUACAUAACAAGUUAAUUACACAAAAAACAAUCGCAAGAACAUUCUAGACUUAAACCCCGUAAUAUGUCUAACUAAGAAGAGAAGGUGCCCUUAAUGACAUCCUUCCUUUCUUUCUCCUUAAAUAUUCCCUCAAACUUCACACUUCUCCUCAUAACUUGUGAUUGAUUUUAUGGUCUCGUCGCGAGAAGAUGCCUAAUGCGGCCACAUACAAAGUCUUUGUCGGCACUUGGAAUGUCGGAGCCAUCACACCAUCAAACAGUCUCAAUUUGGAGGAUUGGUUGGGCACAAAUCGCGACUCCUACGACAUUUAUGUUCUCGGGUUUCAAGAGAUUGUGCCACUGAGCACUAGAAAUGUGCUUGGUCCUGAAAGGAACAGGGUGGCCAUGAAGUGGAACUCACUCAUCGGAGCAACUCUGAACAAAUGUCAUCGAACCGAGGAGGAGAAUAAGAAGCCUCGUGAAGUAAAAUCGGAGCAUCAUCACAAGGUGUACCCUAUGAAACAAGGGGGUGUUGAUCAUGUCGAGUUCAAUUGUAUAAUGAGCAAGCAAAUGGUUGGGAUUCUGAUCUCAGUUUGGGCGAGGAAAGAUCUUUCAGGAUUAAUCAGGAACCUUUGUGUCUCCUCUGUUGGUUGCGGCAUCAUGCGCUGCUUGAAGAAUAAGGGUUCGGUGUCGGUUAGAUUCUAUCUUCGCGGAGCGAGUUUUUGUUUCGUGUGUUGCCAUCUGAGUUCAGGAGGAAAAGAGGCAGACCAAAAGCUUCGGAAUCUAAAUGUCACUCAUAUUUUAUCCAAGACUUGUUUUGCCGCCAACGACUCUUCAAACAAUUCUCCCAAGAAAAUUCCCGGUCACGAUCAUAUAGUCUUGUUCGGAGAUUUAAACUACCGAAUCUCCUUACCCGAUGCGAAAAUGAGGCAACUUGUCGACCGAGAGGAGUGGAAAACCUUGUUAGAUGAUGAUCAGCUAAGUUUUGAAUUGUCCCCAAGAGGAAUAUUUGAAGGUUGGAACGAGGGCCCCAUCAAUUUUCCUCCUACAUAUAAAUAUAAACCUAACUCUGAUGAAUAUUAUUAUGGUUAUAUUUAUGAUGAAUCAAAAGAAGAGAAGAGAAGAGCUCCAGCAUGGUGCGAUCGAAUCCUGUGGAUCGGGAAAGGCUUGAAGCAACUUUGCUACGAGCGAUGCGAGUCGAAGUUGUCGGACCACCGAUCAGUGCGAGCGAUCUUUCUUGUUGACGUAGAGGUGUGAUUGUAGUGACUUAUAUACUUUGGGAGGAUGAUGUACGAAAUGGAAGAUCGAGUUUAUUUACUUAACUACGAAAUCCAUUUCUUGAAUUCGCUCAAAUUAUGAGUUUCCACUUAUCGAUAGCAAAUGAAUAGAUGCCUAAUAUUUCUUUUUGGCAUCGGGGCA